UAGUGAGAGGAACGGAGACUCUCGGUUCUCAACGUGCUGCAGGAGAGAGAUUAAAAAAAAAAAAAAAAAAAACGAACGUGCCUGUGCUUGUCAAAAACUGCCGUCAUGGCCUCGGCUCUGAAUGUAAUGAGGUUAGCGAGGAAACUGUCGCGUUCAAGGAUCCGCGGCAAAUAUCUACACACUACGUCAGCCGGACACAAAAUUCUGACGUCACCUUUACCUGACGUCGACUUGCCUUCAGGAAAUUUGACUUCACUCAUACUGAACAAAGUUACGAAAUGGGGACAUCACACUGCCACGGAGUGCAGCGUGACGGGGCGGAAGUAUACUUACUCCCAGCUGGUGGACGGGGCAUCCAGGUGGGCGGGCAUGUUGACCAAGAUGGGCAUGAAGAAGGGGGAUGUCUUGGCAGUCGCCAUGCCCAACUGCCCUGAGUACCCCAUCGUCCUCUUGGGUACGCUGAUGGCUGGCGUCGUUGCUUCUACAAUGAAUUCAAAUUAUACGGCAGGAGAAAUACACCGCCAAUUGUUAGACUGUGACGCCAAGAUGCUAAUAUACGAUCCUGUCUUGGAGAACAACGUGGACGACGCCCUUGCACAACUCCAACGACCCCUCCUCCUCGUCACCAACGGCCCUUCAGCUCGCUCCGGGGCCCUCAACAUUCGCCAUGUGUUUGACGACUCCAACAUCGCCUUCGCUGAUCCGGUUGAGCUUUCCGGGGAUGAACUCGCUCUGAUGCCCUACUCCAGCGGAACCACGGGGCCACCGAAGGGCGUCGCCAUCACCCACAACGGCUUCUCCUCCAACAUGGUCAUGUAUUCGGUGCCGGCCAGCCUGCCUGUAAAGGAGGCAACAGCGACAAGCCAAGGGAGCUUCAUGUGCCUCCUGCCAUGCUACCACAUCUACGGGAUCCUGCCCAUCUGUCUCGUAGGAUUGACUGUGGGAAUCAACGUAGUUACUGUACCCAAAUUUGACCCAAAUACCUUCGUCAACACCAUCACAUCACACAAGAUGAGCACCUUGCAUCUGGUUCCUCCACUUCUCAACUUCUUGCUGCAUUCUCCUGCCGUCACUGCCGAGAGCAUGGCCCAUCUGGAGCACAUUGUGAUCGGUGCUGCGCCUGUGUCUCCAUCGGCGGCUCAGAGUUUCAAGGAGAAGAUCAAGAAACAAAUAUUUUUCCAAGAAGGGUAUGGAAUGACCGAAGUAAUGCUAACUCACGUGGUCCCUGUGGGUACGGAUGAAGUAGGGACAUGCGGUAUCCUGUUGCCAAAUGUAAAGGCGAGAGUGGUGGACACUGUUACUGGGGAAGACCUAAACGCAUGCGAGGACGGAGAAAUAUGGGUCAAGACGCCGUCGAUGAUGCAAGGUUAUUUCCAAAAUCCUACUGCCACCGCUGAGACGAUCGAUGCUGACGGCUGGCUUCACACAGGCGACGUCGGCCACUAUGACGAAAGGGGUUUCUUCAAGAUCGUUGACCGUACGAAGGAACUCAUCAAAGUGAAGGGUCUGCAGGUAUCGCCAUCUGAGCUGGAGGACCUACUUCGCCAGUGUCCUUCCGUGGUGGACGUAGGUGUGGUCGGUAUACCAGACGACCGGCUGGGAGAAGCACCACGGGCCUACGUAGUCGCUUCCAAGAUGAUCUCGGAGGAGUUCGUCCACGAAUUCCUGGAGGACAAGGUGGCUCCUCACAAGAAGCUCGCUGGUGGAGUGUACUUCGUCAAGGAACUGCCGAAGACCGCAACGGGAAAGCUCCUUCGUCGAGAGCUGAAGAGAAUGUCCAUGGAAGGCAGUACAUAGAGGUGGCUGACGAUAUGGCGUUUUAAGAGAGUUUGGGACGAUUAUUUUUAAUGAAGCAGUUUCGAAAUCGUGAAAGGAUGAUGUCGAAACUGGUGUUUUAUUUUUCAAUAAAUCUGUUUUAUGUA
This is a messenger RNA of Penaeus indicus, 1922 nucleotides long. RefSeq names its product probable 4-coumarate--CoA ligase 1. Gene Ontology annotation, molecular function: CoA-ligase activity. The coding region runs from base 106 to 1797 and encodes 563 amino acids. NCBI's taxonomy places the organism in Eukaryota, Metazoa, Arthropoda, Malacostraca, Decapoda, Penaeidae. The transcript has 12 exons. The record is from RefSeq and is a predicted model, not a curated record.